AUUUGAUUUCACCUUUAUUUUAUCAGGGAAUCAUAAUGCCUCUGCCUAUGCAUGCCUCUCCCUGCACCUCUUCCCUCUGAGGCCCUCACUGUGACACUUCCAGCUUAGACCCAGGCAGCAGCAAUAACAAGCAAAUUAAACCAUUAUACAUUGGCAUGGUUCCAUCUCAUGCUUUGGCAUUUACGUCUGAUGCAUGGUAUAUGGCAAUACCUGUUUUUUAAUUCUGAUCAUUCUUCUUUAAAGCAUUAACAUAAUACAUGAGCUACAAACUGUUGCAGCAGGCUGAGGUACAGUGAGAGGAAGCAGGAUGUCCAAUAACAUGGCUAAGAUUACAGAUACCCGCAAGACAGUGGAACAGCUGAAACUGGAAGUUAACAUCGAAAGAAUGAUGGUGUCCAAAGCAGCAGCUGAUCUGAUGGCCUUCUGUGAGGCUCAUGCCAAGGAGGACCCUCUGGUGAUACCAGUGUCAUCCUCUGAGAACCCUUUUCGGGAGAAGAAAUUAUUCUGUGCCAUACUCUAAUCCCCACAAAUUCACGUUAUUAAAUACAAUAACUCUA
Molecule: messenger RNA, 557 nt
Organism: Oncorhynchus kisutch (coho salmon)
Lineage: Eukaryota; Metazoa; Chordata; Actinopteri; Salmoniformes; Salmonidae
Product: guanine nucleotide-binding protein G(I)/G(S)/G(O) subunit gamma-8-like
Exons: 2
Coding region: 308-520 (70 amino acids)
Biological process (GO): G protein-coupled receptor signaling pathway
Cellular component (GO): heterotrimeric G-protein complex
Molecular function (GO): G-protein beta-subunit binding
Source: RefSeq, a predicted model, not a curated record